Messenger RNA from Thalassophryne amazonica, 2705 nucleotides. RefSeq names its product glutaminase a (gene glsa). Gene Ontology annotation, biological process: L-glutamine catabolic process. The transcript is spliced from 18 exons. Bases 257 to 2101 code for a protein of 614 amino acids. Lineage: Eukaryota; Metazoa; Chordata; Actinopteri; Batrachoidiformes; Batrachoididae. The record is from RefSeq and is a predicted model, not a curated record. Gene Ontology annotation, molecular function: protein binding; glutaminase activity.
CAAAGCCAAGCAAUUCAGAUGAAUGACAGCCCUGUCAGCCAAUCGAAUGCAAGUAUGAGCUAUCAUCAUCAUCAUCAUCAUCAUCAUCAUCAUCAUCAUCCAAUCAAAGCGCUGCGUGACGUAGGUCGCAGUCAGGAAAAUUUCUGGUGUUGAGUCACCGGGAUAACCGUUACUCGACCGAGGAAUCCGACUGUCGCGUCAGGAAUUUGGCUUGUUUUAGAGAAAUCACAAGGGUUCUCAUUUCUGCUGGACUGAAAUGUUACAUUUACGGACUACGGCAGGCUUCAAGGAUUUGUUUCAGCUGAAGCGUCCUUUGGCAGGUGUUGUCGGCGCACCUGCAGUUGCCUCCUUUUUCAGCAGCGUGUGUUUGGACGCCAGGGGGCGCAGAGCACCGCGGCUCCUCGUCAAAAAGCCCGCUGUAAAAGCUUUUUGCACCCCGGGUAACAACCAGCAUGGACAAGACCAGGCCAAGGAUUCGACGGCAGAUAAAAAAAGGAAGGCUGGCAUCCUGCCCAGUCUGGAGGAACUGCUUUUCUACACCAUCGCAGAGGGCCAAGAAAAAAUCCCUGCUCACAAAUUCACCACAGCGCUCAAAACGACAGGGCUUCGCACAGGUGACCCCCGGCUGAAAGAAUGCAUGGAGAUGCUGAAGGUCUCCUUGAAGACCACCUCAGAUGGAGCACUGGACCGACAUCUUUUCAAAAAAUGUGUCCAGAGCAACAUUGUCUUGCUCACCCAGGCCUUCAGGAAGAAGUUUGUCAUCCCAGACUUCCAGCUUUUUUCCUCCCACAUUGACGAACUCUAUGAAACCGCCAAAAACCUCUCUGGAGGGCAGGUGGCAGACUACAUCCCCCAGCUGGCUCGCUUCAGCCCUGACCUUUGGGCCGUGGCCCUGUGCACUGUUGAUGGACAGAGGCACACUGUUGGUGACACCAAGGUUCCCUUCUGCCUCCAAUCUUGUGUCAAGCCGCUGAAAUACGCCAUCGCCGUUCAUGACCACGGAACUGAAUAUGUGCACCGCUUCAUCGGCAAAGAGCCCAGCGGGCUGCGCUUCAACAAGCUUUUCCUAAAUGAGGAAGACAAACCACAUAACCCCAUGGUGAACGCUGGCGCUAUCGUCUGCACCUCCCUCAUCAAGCAAGGUUCAAGCAAUGCCGAGAAAUUCGAUUAUGUUAUGAACUUCAUGAACAAACUGGCUGGAAAUGAAUAUGUGGGCUUCAGUAAUGCCACGUUCCAGUCGGAACGCGAAUCUGGAGACAGAAACUUUGCCAUCGGGUAUUACCUGAAGGAGAAAAAGUGUUUCCCGGAAGGGACCGACAUGACCGCCAUCUUAGACUUCUACUUCCAGCUUUGCUCCAUUGAGGUGACAUGUGAAAGCGCCAGCGUCAUGGCAGCGACCCUGGCAAAUGGCGGCUUCUGUCCAAUCACAGGCGAGCGUGUGCUGAGCCCCGAGGCAGUGCGGAACACGCUGAGCCUGAUGCAUUCCUGUGGAAUGUACGACUUCUCCGGACAGUUUGCGUUCCACGUCGGCCUGCCGGCUAAAUCUGGUGUCGCCGGUGGAAUUCUGCUGGUUGUGCCGAAUGUGAUGGGCAUCAUGUGCUGGUCUCCUCCGCUGGACAAGCUGGGAAACAGCGUCCGAGGAAUCCAGUUCUGCACGGACCUUGUUUCUCUCUUUAAUUUCCACAACUAUGACAAUCUGAGGCACUUUGCUAAGAAACUGGAUCCUCGUAGGGAGGGGGGAGACCAGCGGGUGAAAUCGGUGAUCAAUCUGCUGUUUUCCGCCUACACUGGAGACGUCUCAGCCCUGAGAAGGUUUGCAUUGUCGUCCGUGGACAUGGAGCAGAGGGACUACGACUCGAGGACGGCGCUGCACGUUGCAGCUGCUGAAGGACAUGCUGAGGUGGUUCGGUUCCUGCUGGAGGCCUGCAAGGUUAACCCGGUCCCCAAAGACAGGUGGGGAAACACGCCAAUGGACGAGGCUGUCCACUUUGGGCACCACGACGUGGUAACGAUCCUCUGCGAUUAUCAGAACCAGUACGGCCCUCAUGACAGCCAGGGGGAGAAACCGGUGGCUGAGAAGAACCUGGACGAUAUGCUGUGACAGAUUCUGACCAGGAUCAGGAUUUAAAGAAACCUUCAAACACUUCAGACGAUGACUUCAAAACUUAGAAGCACAAAGUGAAGGAAUCCCUUAACUGUUCCCUUAAAGGCUGCACAUUGUCAUUUACAUCGCUACGGUUUCUUUGAUUGUGCUGAGGUCAGGCAAUCACAGAUUAAAGUCGGUUGAUUAAAUGUGUACCUGGAUUUCACAAUAAAAGCAUGGAGGCUUAUUAUGUAAUAAAGUAGUCUGAAUUGUGACUUUGCCAGAUGCCAGGUGGGAAAUAUCUGAAACAAUCCAUCAAUCCAACAAAAAGUUAAUAAAUAUUCAAGCAACUAACUGUAAAUGCCUCAGCUUUGAGGGGAAAAAUACAAGAAAGGUCAUCUUAGACUGUACAACUUUAAUUGUAUCAAUAGCGCCCCCUGCCUUUGUUUUGGGCUGUCUGAAAGAUGCUGUUUUCUCAUUGUGCAGAUGAAAAAUGUUGUUUAAUUUUACAUGCUAAAAUUUCAGACAGUUUAACAGAAUCUGGUGUAACGCAGAGUAGAGUUGACGUAUCUGUCAAACAAACCGCUGCACAAUCAGACUCAAAGUCUGAAAGGAUUUGCUC